Molecule: messenger RNA, 1809 nt
Organism: Cryptomeria japonica (Japanese cedar)
Lineage: Eukaryota; Viridiplantae; Streptophyta; Pinopsida; Cupressales; Cupressaceae
Product: alpha pinene synthase, chloroplastic-like
Exons: 10
Coding region: 1-1809 (602 amino acids)
Biological process (GO): diterpenoid biosynthetic process
Molecular function (GO): magnesium ion binding; terpene synthase activity
Source: RefSeq, a predicted model, not a curated record
AUGGCUCUGAUCUCCAUUUUGCCUUGUAAUUUGAGCUUGUGUCACACUCUCAAACUUAAUCACCCUGCCCACCUUUGCACUAGUAAAACAGUGCCAUUGUUGGCACGAAGGAAGAAGCUUAAUCAGGCCUUAACUAAAGCUGAAAUCCCUUUGCGGCGCACUGGUAAACAUCAUCCUAACUUGUGGAACGACAAUUUCAUACAGUCUCUUCCAAACCGGUCUUAUGAGCACAUUGUUGUCGGGAUUUCACAGGCUCAACAUUGUGGUAGCCUUAUUACCGAGAUCAAAGAAAUGUUCAGCGAAUCACAUGCAAAUAAUGUUUACCCACUUCUUGUCCUGGUGGAUAAUAUCGAACGUCUUGGAAUAGAUCGACAUUUUCAGAAGGAAAUCAAAGAAGCCCUUGAUUUUAUUUACAGGUCUUGGGGUGAAAGCCCAAGAGAUCUCAACACCAUGGCAUUGGGCUUUAGGAUUCUUAGACUCCAUAGAUAUUCUGUUUCUCCAGGAAUGUUGGGAGCCUUUAGAACAGCAAAUGGGCAGUUCUUAUGCUCCACUGCGCAAACAGAGGAGGAUAAAAUUAAAAGUAUUCUAAAUCUGUUUCGAGCUUCACAUAUUGCUUUUCCUGGGGAGAAAAUUUUGGACGAGGCUAAACAAUUCUCCACUACAUAUUUAAGUCAAGCUAUACAGAAGAGUGGGAUCAGUUGCAACCUUUUACAAGAGAUAUCAUUCAAUCUGGAGUAUGGGUGGUACACCAAUCUGCCGAGAUUGGAAGCAAGGAAAUACAUUCAAAUCUACGGACAAAACAAGUCGUGGGUCAGGACGGUGGGCAACCUGAAACUUUUAUCUUUAGCUAAAAUGGACUUCAACGCGAUUCAGUCACUGCAUCAACAAGAGCUUAAAACUUACUCUACAUGGUGGAAGGAGUCUCGUUUGUCUGAAUUAGAAUUUGCUCGUCAUCGUCCUGUAGAAUAUUUUUUUGUUGCAUGUGCAAUUUGUGAGGAUGAGAGGUAUUCUGCAUUUAGAUUUGGCUUAGCAAAGCUCUCUACAAUUGCAACAUAUAUAGAUGAUAUAUAUGACACAUUUGGAACACUUGAUGAACUCAAACUCCUCAGUGAGGCUAUCAAGAAGUGGGAUCCAACAUCUAUAUACAACCUUCCUCAAUAUAUGAAAAUUGUGUACAUGUCAUUGUAUGAGACAGUCAAUGAAAUGGACCGAGAAGCUACAAAGAUUCAACACCGAGAUACUCUUGCCCCUUCUAAAGAUGCGUGGGAAGCUUAUAUAGAUGCCAUGAUGCAAGAAGCUGAAUGGCUUGCUACAAGGUACAUUCCAACUUUGGCAGAAUACAUAGAGAAUGGAACACUUAGUUCAGGAACUCGUGGAGCAACAUUGCAACCUGUAUUAACAAUAGAUGAGAUUCUUUCUAAAAAUAUUCUUCCAAAAAUUGAUUAUCCAUCAAGAUUCAAUGAUCUUUUAAGCUUGAGUCUUAGAUUAAGAGGUGACAUGAAAUCCUUUAAGGGUGAGGUGGAUAGAGGAGAAACAAAUUCAUCCAUAGCAUGUUAUAUAAGGGAUAACCCAGGAUCGACUGAAGAAGAUGCCUUGAAUUAUGUCAAGAAUUUAUUGGAUGAACGACUCAAAGAAUUAAAUUGGGAGUACUUGAAAAAUGAUGGUGUUCCAACUUGUAGCAAAGAUUAUGCUUAUGACAUUACAAGAGGUUUUCUUCAUUUCUACAAGGAAAGAGAUGGUUUUAGUUUUUCAAAUAAAGAUAUACAUAAUCAUGUAACUCAAAUCCUUAUUGAUCCUAUAACCAUGUAG